Messenger RNA from Camelina sativa (false flax), 1350 nucleotides. NCBI's taxonomy places the organism in Eukaryota, Viridiplantae, Streptophyta, Magnoliopsida, Brassicales, Brassicaceae. The record is from RefSeq and is a predicted model, not a curated record.
CAUUGCUAGAGAUGGGCACGCAAGACUUGACCUUUGUCCAACUUAAUCAGUUGAUUGGAAGGAAAACCGGAGGGAUAUCAGUUUAUCCACUUACAUCCUCUGUGUGGGGUAGGGAUGAUCCAUGUAGCAAAAUCAUUGUGCGUGGAAAAUCCAUGGUUGGACGCGCUGAAGACCUUUUUCACCUGAUGAAGUGUGUGCUGCAAGAGGUGCGAUUUACAGAUCAACAACGGUUUAAACAAUUCGUCUCUCAGAGUAGGGCCGGAAUGGAGAACCAUUUGAGGGGAAGUGGUCAAGGAAUUGCUGCUACGAGGAUGGAAGCAAUGUUGAACGCUGCUGGAUGGAUGUCUGAACAGAUGGGUGGUCUCAGUUACCUUGAAUAUCUACAUACUCUCGAACAGAAGGUGGAUCAAGACUGGGAAGGAAUUUCAUCGUCACUUGAGGAAAUCAGAAGAUCUUUCCUUUCCAGGAAUGGUUGCAUAGUUAAUAUGACUGCUGAUGGAAAGACUCUUACAAACACGGAAAAGUUUGUUGGAAAAUUUCUUGAUUCACUCCCUGAAAAUCCUUCUGGUGGACUCGUCACUUGGGAUGCACGACUACCUUUGAGAAAUGAAGCUAUAGUAAUACCAACCCAGGUGAAUUAUGUGGGGAAAGCAGGUAAUAUAUACAGCAGUGGCUAUGAGCUUGAUGGGAGUUCAUAUGUUAUAUCAAAGCAUAUUAGUAACACAUGGUUAUGGGAUCGUGUUCGUGUAAGUGGUGGUGCAUAUGGGGGUUCCUGUGAUUUUGAUUCACAUUCAGGAACAUUUUCGUUCUUAUCUUACCGUGAUCCCAACCUAUUAAAGACUCUAGACAUAUAUGAUGGAACUGGGGAUUUCUUACGUGGCCUUGAUGUUGAUGAAGACACCCUUACUAAAGCAAUCAUUGGGACAAUUGGCGAUGUUGAUUCAUACCAACUCCCUGAUGCCAAAGGUUAUAGCAGUUUGUUGAGGCAUUUACUUAAUGUAACCUACGAAGAGAGGCAAAUAAGGCGCGAAGAGAUAUUAACAACAAGUUUGAAGGACUUCAAGGAAUUUGCAGAAGCAAUCGACUCGGUGAAAGAUAAAGGCGUUGCAGUGGCCGUGGCAUCACAAGAAGACAUCGAUGCAGCAAACAAAGAACGCUCAAACUUUUUCGAGGUGAAGAAGGGUCUUUGAGUCUGAGACCCUCUUAAAAAGUAGCUUAGCACAAUGAGGAAGAAAAUUUUCUUAGGUUCAUAUUAUUUUGUGGUUUAUUUCACUGUGUUUUACAUAUAGAGUUAUAUGCCAACAUCAUGAAUUUAUCAUAGUUGAAAUAAAGCGUUUUCACCUCAAAACA